Messenger RNA from Paraglomus brasilianum, 3654 nucleotides. NCBI's taxonomy places the organism in Eukaryota, Fungi, Glomeromycota, Glomeromycetes, Paraglomerales, Paraglomeraceae. The record is from the annotation of a GenBank genome assembly.
AUGAGUUCUCUCGGAAUCGCAAAUAAUGACUUUGAGAGCGAAGAGCGUGGUACACAACGGAGCGCAUACGACUCCAACCGUAGGAUAAGAAGAGGCGGCCGAAGACGUGGUUGGCGUAGUAGAGAGAACAUAAUACCUGAUGCUCGUUCACAUGCGGAGGCUAGUUCACAAGGACGAUCGUCAAAUAACUACUUACAACCAAGCAUUAAUACAGUGGCUGGCACUUCAGAGAGUAAUAAUGACAGGAACGCGAAUAUCAAUUUGAAUGAUCCUGAAAACACAGCUAGCGCGAGCCUCAAAAAUACAAAUCAAGAGCACCAGACAGGUUCCAAGCACAUAAAAAACCCUGCAGAAACAACGUCCACGACCGACCGUCCAUUAAACCAAGACUCGCAUUUAGCUUCAUACCCAACAUCAUCUACCAACUCUAGAGACAAUAAUCAACGUUCUGGGCGUGGCAGAUCGAGUGAUAUGGCAGGUUGCUUUUCAAACGCUGGACGAGGUGGAGGACCGCGCCGGACGCAAUUGAGGUGGAAUUCGGAGAGUGACCGCGGUCGUACUUUGUUCACUGAGGCAAGCCAAUCAGGGACGACAGGGUGGCGGGGCCAGAGGUGGAAACGCAGGUCGGAAGAAACGAACUCGUCAGGAGUUGCUUCGUCUUCCGAUACACAGGGCGACCCUCCUCAACAAACUAGUACAAGCACGACCACACAGACAAUUAGCUCAUCACCUUCAACCUCCACGAACAAUCGUCACGCUACUCCUCGUGCACCCCGUACACCCCGUACACCCCGCCCACCCCGGGCCCGUCGCCCACCCCGCCCGAAUGCUGCCUCAUCAGUUUCAUCUACGACUGACGUUCUAUCGUCCAUAACUCAUGGCUUAUCAACCUCCACUUACGAAUGUAUGAUCUGCUGCGAAAUCAUCCGACCUUCACAUAAAACAUGGUUUUGCUCUACGUGUUGGGCGGUAUUCCACCUGCAUUGUGCUCAGAAAUGGGCGAGGAAGUCAAUAGCUGACAUCGGAUCAUCCUCAUCAGGAGCGGUAAAUACUGACCGAACAUGGAGAUGCCCGGGGUGUCAGAAUAAGAACACAGAUAUUCCAACAGAGUACAGAUGCUUUUGUGGAAAGUCAAAGGAUCCGGAAGUGAAUAGAUAUAUUACACCACAUAGCUGUGGAAAUUCAAUGCCACCCGGGACCAUGUCCACCUUGUUCAGCAAUGGCACCAGUGCAAUUGUGUUAUUGUGGAAGACAUGGGCAUCAGUUUCGUUGUGCAGAAACAAAUCACUCGAAUGGUCAUUCUUGUGGAGAACCGUGUGGCAAGAGUGUACAGUGCAUACUUGUAAGACACCAUGCCAUGCGGGUCCAUGCCCGCCUUGUGAUACAAUUCAAAUGCAACAUUGUUAUUGUGGAAAAUCUACGCGCGAAGCUAAAUGUGGACAAGGUGAUGCGGUUGCCUGUAAAGAUGAUUCAGCUGAAUGGUUUGGAUACUAUGCAUGUGAAAAACUCUGCGACAGACUUUUCGCAUGCGGCGUACAUCGAUGCGAAUCCAAAUGUCAUCCUAUUUCUGCAGUUGAACCCUGCCCUCGUGACCCAUCUCUCGUGACUACUUGCCCUUGCGGUAAAUGCACGAUUCAUUCUCUCUUGAAACGACAACGCGUCUCCUGUCAAGAAGACAUCCCUCUUUGCGGCAAUACAUGUAACAAACAGCUUCCAUGCGGUCAUCGAUGUCAAGAUCUCUGUCAUUUUGGGGAUUGUAAGCCUUGCGAAGUUAUCACAAAAGUCAAGUGCAGGUGUGGAAGUAUGGAAUUCGAACUUGUUUGUAAGAAUGUCUCUGGCGUGAAGGAAACACUAGAGUGUGAAAGAAUAUGUCAUGGGCUGAGAGAAUGUGGAAGACAUGAGUGCGGCAGACGAUGUUGUCCUUCGAUCGAUAAGGUGAAAGUUGGCAGAAAAGGGUUUAAUAGGCAAGCUAGUGAGGAAGUAGAUGAGAAUCACAGAUGUACUCUAAUUUGUGGGAAGAAUCUUAAAUGCGGAAAUCAUACUUGUCAGAUACUCUGUCAUCGAGGACAUUGUCCUCCAUGCUUAGAGGCGUCGUUUGAUGAGUUGACAUGCGCUUGUGGUCGAACGAAAGUAUAUCCUCCAAUUUCAUGCGGCAUGAAAUUACCUUCUUGUCCGUAUACGUGUACACGUUCUCCACUUUGUGGUCAUAGUGAAAUCACCCAUCCUUGUCACGAAGAUGGUCAGCCAUGCCCUCCGUGUCCAUUAUUAGUCAACAAGUCAUGUAUGUGUGGGAAGACGGUCGUAAAGAGCGUCCCUUGUCACCAGACAACGGUCAGUUGUGGUCGUAUCUGUGAUCUUCCCAUUUCAUGUGGUGGGCAUAAGUGUAAGCGCUCCUGUCACUCGGGUAAUUGUUUGAGUGGCGAGAAUGGGUUGAACGGAAAAUGCACGCAAAAGUGCGGCAAGAUAAAAGUUUGCGGACAUGCAUGUACAGCUGAAUGUCAUGCUCCUGCAAGAUGUCCUGAAGACGUCCCUUGUGAUACGAUGACGGUCAUUGAGUGUCGGUGUGGGAGAAUGAGUAAGGAGAUCAGAUGUAAUGCGACUGUCGAGAACAUGGGUGAGAUUAUGAAUAGACAUUUGGAAUGUGAUGAGGCAUGUGCUCUUGCUGAGCGUAAUCGUAGACUUGCAGAGGCAUUGGAAAUCGAGAGUGAUGACGCCCCCAAGAUCGAAAUCGAGUAUGAAGAGAAUUUGGUGAAUAUGUAUAGCAAGCAUAAGGCAUGGGUUAAAAACAUUGAGAAUGUGAUAGGGGAAUUUAUCACGUCUGAUAAGCAAACCUUGAAUCUUCCGACAAUGAAGGGUCCAUUUCGGAAGUUUGUACACGAUUUGUGUGGUCACUAUCGACUAGCAUCGGAAAGUGUUGAUGUUGAGCCAUAUCGAAGUGUAAUAUUAAGGAAGAAGCCCGAGUCAAGGAUUCCUUCACUAUUAUUAUCACAAGCGGCAACGAAUCCUAAUCGGACUACCCAAUCGACAUCUAUAGCGGCAACUACAACAACAGCAACUAACGUUCGCAAGCCCAAACAGGCAGUAAAUGCACUCUAUCUCUCCCAAUUGUCUUUCGGUCUCACCAAAGAGGAAUGUCAGAAGCAUGUUGAGCCACUUAUGGGAAAACUCAAUUUCAUCAUUAAAUGGGUGAAUGAAAACGACGCGUUUAUUCUACCGUCUAUUACUGCAAUGGGAAUGGAUGAAGUAGAAUUAACGCUCACCAGACUCAAACAUGCACUAAAAGAUGGUCUAAAGGGUAUUGCUCAGUCUGUUGAACUAUGCUGGGUUAAUUCCAAAUACGAAGUAAUAAGUAAAGAAAAGAAUAAUGUGAUUAGUAACGCAUUCUUUGAGGGCGAAAAGGAGACUAGAGUGGCCCAGGGGACUGUUCGCGAUGCUGAUCCCAUUCCUGUUGGAAUCAAUCCUUUUGGUGUGUUGAUGACUGUUAGCGAACAUGUGGCGCACGAUUCAACCGCGUCUGAUGAUGCACGUGGCAGAGUUCUUAUGUCUGAACCUAGCAACAGGAGUGGAAACGACGAGACAAAGAGCGAGGCGUGGACUGUCUUACCUCCUUCAGAUGAUGUCGUUGACGAUUGGGAGUUAUUAAGUGAUGAAUAA